CCCGCAGCAUUCCAGUUUAAACUGUGCAUUCUUCAAGGCGAAAAGUCCGUAGUACCCCGCACGCACAGAGUAUAGAAACCGGCGUCUAUUUCUUCAACUGUCCUGUAUCUCCAUCACUGCAGCCGUAAACUUACUCGACACCGAUCCGCACCACAGAACCACCGUAAUCCAUCAUGCGUCUCUCCUGCAGCCUCGUCCCCGUCUCGCUGACCCUGCUCAGCGCAGUCUCGGCGUACAACUGCGGAACUACGAUCAUCAACCAGCUACCGAACAUCGGCCUUGGUCUGAACUCUGGAAUCCUCGGCAAGACUCUUGCACGCACGCCAGUGUGCUGCAAAGAGCCCGGAACAGUGAUCCUUGGAGUCGACGACAACUGCCGUCGUAUCAAUCCGGCUCUCCGGAGCGGCGCGACGUUGUUCACGUUUCGCAAGAAUUGCGCGGAGAACGUGGGUGGCGGGCGCAAGGCGACGUGCUGCUAUGCGCCGACUGGCUUGGUUGAAACGGCUUUCUUGAACUGUGACACGGCCCUGCCGAAUAACUAGUUCACGGUCUGAUCUAGUAUCGAUCACACAAUAGAAUGUCGACGAGGACAAUCCUUUUCCAAUGUGUCACAGCGCUUGAGACUACCAAGAGAUGCUGCAUAGAC
Messenger RNA from Didymella exigua CBS 183.55, 646 nucleotides. RefSeq lists its product as uncharacterized. NCBI's taxonomy places the organism in Eukaryota, Fungi, Ascomycota, Dothideomycetes, Pleosporales, Didymellaceae. The record is from RefSeq and is a predicted model, not a curated record. The coding region runs from base 174 to 542 and encodes 122 amino acids. The transcript is spliced from 3 exons.